Athalia rosae (coleseed sawfly) is the source of this 2440-nucleotide messenger RNA. RefSeq names its product protein disulfide-isomerase A3 (gene ERp60). The coding region runs from base 133 to 1608 and encodes 491 amino acids. Gene Ontology annotation, cellular component: endoplasmic reticulum. The record is from RefSeq and is a predicted model, not a curated record. NCBI's taxonomy places the organism in Eukaryota, Metazoa, Arthropoda, Insecta, Hymenoptera, Athaliidae. Gene Ontology annotation, molecular function: protein disulfide isomerase activity. Gene Ontology annotation, biological process: protein folding; response to endoplasmic reticulum stress. The transcript has 5 exons.
CGUCCCCUUUCAUUUUACUGCGUUUUCAGUCUCUUUACAACAGUCAAGUUCAGUCUUCCGGAUCCCAACGGAUAACUCGUAUUCGUGCGAUUUAUCAUCGUGAAACUAAAAAGGUGAAAACCAAAUUCAGCGAUGCUGCUUAGGAGUUUGAUACUAUUUUGCCUUGCGAUCGGCACAUUUGCUGCCGAGGAAGACGUCCUCGAAUUGAGUGACGAUGAUUUCUCCCACGAAUUGGAACGCCAUGAAAAUACACUUGUCAUGUUCUACGCUCCCUGGUGUGGACAUUGCAAGCAUCUGAAACCAGAAUAUGCCAAAGCAGCUGAGUUGCUCAAAGGCAACGACCCACCAAUUACAUUGGCAAAGGUCGACUGUACAGAGGCAGGAAAAUCAACUUGCAACAAAUAUUCAGUCAGCGGAUAUCCAACUUUGAAAAUAUUCUCAAAGAAUGAACUGGUUACUGAUUACAAUGGACCUAGGGAAGCAGCUGGUAUCGCUAAACACAUGAGAGGUCAAGUUGGUCCAGCUUCUAAAGAGCUGACCGGUGAAGACUGCCAGAAGGCAUUCUUAGAUUCAGACGAUGUUGGGGUGAUCGGAUACUUUGAGAAAGAUGACUCUGCACUGUCAGCUGCAUUCCACACAGUAGCCAAGAAAUUGAGGGAGAAAGUCCGAUUUGCACACACAAUUGCCAAAGAACUGAUCGAAAAGGAAGGCUUAAAGAAUGGCAUCAUUCUCUACCGCCCCAAGAAUUUACACAACAAGUUUGAACCGAGCAGUGUUAAAUACGAAGGUGGAGAUUCCAUUGCUGAUGUCAAUGAUUUCAUCACCAAAAAUUACUUUGGUAUUGCUGGUGUGCGAACUCGUGAUAACGCUGCAGAGUUCAAGAACCCCUUGGUUGUAGCCUACUACAAUGUUGACUAUGUAAAGAAUGCAAAGGGCACGAAUUACUGGCGUAAUAGGAUACUGAAGGUCGCCAAGGAGUACCCAAACCUGAACUUUGCCAUAGCUUCAAAGGAUGAUUUUCAACAUGAACUCAACGAGUACGGAAUCGACUUUGCCAAAGGAGAUAAGCCGAUCAUCCUAGCCCGAGAUGCAAAGAAUCAGAAAUUCAGCAUGAGUGACGAAUUCUCUGUAGAAAACUUCAACGCUUUCUUGAAAGAUCUUGAAGCAGGAGUCCUCGAACCCUAUUUGAAGUCUGAGCCAAUUCCCGAAGACAACAGCGGAAACGUGAAAGUCGCUGUAGCUAAGAACUUCGAUGAAGUUGUGAACAACAACGGCAAGGAUACUCUGAUCGAGUUCUACGCUCCUUGGUGCGGUCACUGCAAGAAACUGGCUCCAAUUUUCGAUGAUUUGGGUGAUAAGCUUGCAGAUGAAGAUGUGGAAAUUGUCAAAUUUGACGCGUCAAACAAUGAUGUACCCUCUCCAUAUGAGGUGAAAGGUUUCCCAACGCUUUUCUGGGCCGCAAAGGACUCCAAAGAUGCACCGGUGAAAUAUGAUGGAGGCAGGGAAGUUGACGACUUCAUAAAAUACAUAGCCAAACAGGCAACCAACGAGCUCAAGGGCUACGACAGAAAGGGCAAAGCCAAGAGAGCUCCGACCGACGAACUUUAAGCUUGCCCGUUAAAUCAACAACAAUAUUUUCAGGUGCGUUGAGGUUUCGUUGAAACUGAAUGCAAUCCAAAUCAAUCAUAAGUAAUGAAAUACCAUCAAACAUUUUGGAGAAUUGUUCGAAUCUUAUGGUAUAAUAAUUGAGAGUCAACCGUUCAAGCAUAAGCUGGAUGCAGAAUGAUGCAUGGAAAAUCAAAGAACUAUUCCAUGAAAGAAAGGUCGAGCUUAUCGACUACCAACUUAGAGUUGGGUUACGAAAAUGAUCUAAUUUGUAAUUGCAUGCAAGUGCGACAAAAAUUACUUUGAGAGUUAGUCUCACCGCGCAUAGGUAAUCGUAGAAUCAAUUUAAGUGCUUUCCAUCUCUCAUGUCUAUUGAUUUAAGACUAUUAAUACAAUCUAACAGUCCGUACAUAUCCAGAUUUGCGAAUAUCUUUUGAAUGAUAGAUACCACCCUGGUAAUAAAAGCAUGAGACAAAAACGUAUCAUCAUACGAUGAAACACGUAAACACUUGACAACUUAAUUUAAUAUUGUAAUCUCAGACCAAAGGGUAACAAGAUCACUGAUUCGCUUCGAUUUUAUCAUCGGAGAAUUUUAAUUGUCAUUCCAAACUCACAGGACGUAUGCAUAAUUGCACUUUAUUGGAUCUGCGAAAUGAGUCUAUGAAUAAUUACCACGAAACAAUUUUUCGUUAAGAAUUUCAUUAUAAAAAUCACGCGUAAUUAAAAAAAUUGUUUUAUAUCAUUCAUCAAUAGGAGAAAUGCAAUUAUUUGAUGUCUGAGUAAUAUGAUAACGAUAAUAUUGAUGAAAUAAAUAAAAUUUUUGUAAAGAACAGUA